This is a messenger RNA of Candida albicans SC5314, 861 nucleotides long. It is a transcript of the gene PRP45, whose product is annotated as mRNA splicing protein. Bases 1 to 861 code for a protein of 286 amino acids. Gene Ontology annotation, biological process: mRNA splicing, via spliceosome. Gene Ontology annotation, cellular component: spliceosomal complex. NCBI's taxonomy places the organism in Eukaryota, Fungi, Ascomycota, Pichiomycetes, Serinales, Debaryomycetaceae. The record is from RefSeq and is a predicted model, not a curated record. The transcript has a single exon.
AUGGCAUCUUGUAAUCUUCUAGUCAUACAAACCACAUCCAUAAUUAUGUUUAGUUCACUACUAUCAAGGCCAGUCAAUAGUUCCUACGAUCCGUCUUAUCAUUUUUCUCCUGUUACUAGAGAGAUUAAAAAUGACCCCACAUCAAAUGGAGUUGUCUCAACCACAAAGAAUGCAACACCUCUUGCCCCAUCAAAAUAUGAUACAACUAUCCCUUUAAAAAAACGAUAUCCUAAUCUAGUACAUAAUUUCCCCAAACCAGAAUUAGAUGAGAAUGUAAUACUAGAGACUAAAAAAAUCAUUGAUUCCAUAUUGAAUCCCUCUGAUGAGCCAACUAAUGAUAUUAAUUAUAUCAAAUAUGAAAAUCCAAAUCCAAAUCCAAAUCCAAAUCCAAAUCCAAAUCAAGAACAACAACAACAACUGCUGCUGCUGCUGCUGAAAAUAAUUCAAAUCAAACAAUUUCAAGAAGAUCCAAUGCUUCCACCAAAAUUCAAAUUACGUAAGAAUCGACAUGAAAGGAUCAUUGAAGAUGUUACAUUUGUUAAAGAUCUCAAAACGAAAAAAUUAACUAAAGAAGAUCGAGAAUUUUGGAAUAUACCAGCAGCAGUAUCAAAUUGGAAAAAUUCUCAAGGUUUUACUAUUGGAUUAGAUAAAAGAAUGAUUGGGAGAGAACAUGUACCUAUAGAAAUGAAUAUUGAAAAAUUUAAUGAUUUAUCAACAGCAUUAUCUGAUGCUGAUUUACAAGCUAGAGAAGAUCUUAAACAACGGAAUGAAAUUCGUCAACAGAAACAAUUACAAGAAAAAAGAUUACGUGAUGAAAAAAUUAAAGAAAUUGCUAAUCGUUCUAAAAGAAGACGAUAUUAA